AUGGGCCUGGCGGCACCUCGCAAAAGAACAAAGAUUUCACACGACCCAAACAAUACAAAUUGGGCUCGGUCAACAAGUGGAUUUGGCCACAAGAUCCUCAGCGCGCAGGGAUGGACUCCAGGCAGUUUCCUCGGAGCGCACAAUGCUGCACAUGCUGAUAUGUUCACUGCUGCAAGUGCAUCCCAUAUCAGAGUUUCAUUGAAGGACGAUACGCUGGGGCUUGGAGCACGGCCAAAACGUGAUCUCUUAGACGAGCCCACCGGACUGGACGCCUUUAGAGGGUUGCUAGGCCGAUUGAAUGGAAAAUCCGACUCGGACAUUGCAGCAGAUCAGCGCAAGGUUGAUGAUAUCAAAGUGGCUCGGUAUAUUUCUACGAGGUGGCAAACCAUCCAAUUUAUCAGCGGUGGCUUGUUGGCGCAAGAAAAGGAAGACGCGCAGGAAAAAGAGAAUUGUUUGCCUGCGCGUGAGUCUCGAGAUCGCCAAGGAAAUCCCGCGUCGCUAGACAUUGAGGAUAUCGAUUCUGAACAGGGGCCUCUGAAACAAGCCGAGAACACAAGCAAGAAGGGGGACAAGGAGAGGAAGAAAGAGAAGAAAGAGAAGAAAGAGAAGAAGGAGAAAAAGGAGAAAAAGGAGAAGAAGGAGAAUAAGGAGAAGAAAGAGAAGAAGGAUAAGAAAGAAAGUAAAGAGAAGAAGGAGAAGAAGGAGAAAAAACGAAAGCGAAAAGAGCAGGACCAGGAUACUGAUUCUGUAAGUCACGGCGAGGACGCACCAGAAUCGGAUUCCCAGACCGCUACAAGCAGCGGCAGAGAAAUGCCACUGCGCACAGCUAUGCCAUCAAGAGAGCGCCGUCCCUUGGGAAAACAUAUGCUCAGAGGUCGGUAUAUUGCGCAAAAGAAGAAAGCGCUAUUGGAUGAUAAAUCCCUAAAUGAGGUGAAUAUAUCCUACCCUUGUCUGUCCUUGGGUCCUCAUGAGCCUGAUGCUAACCUUGCCUAGAUAUUUAUGAUAAAAUCGUAACAAACUGUAUAUAGAACAUUGCGCUGAAUUAUUAUAGCUAGUAUCAUUAGUUGCAAGAUGUUGAACAGAGUAGAUCUCAGUCAUUCCAUCUGUUUGUGACAAGUAAUCUAAGGUAUGAAUACAUGAUUGCACCUGGGAUCACACGUGUAUGUAUGCCAAUCUUGCUGUAAGUACCGUAUGGACGUACAGUACUGUGUACUCCGUACAUGUCAGGAGUUGUAAUUGAUAAGAUAAGGG
Messenger RNA from Aspergillus melleus, 1251 nucleotides. It is a transcript of the gene pxr1, whose product is annotated as telomerase inhibitor, variant 2. Gene Ontology annotation, molecular function: nucleic acid binding. The transcript is spliced from 2 exons. The coding region runs from base 1 to 993 and encodes 330 amino acids. Lineage: Eukaryota; Fungi; Ascomycota; Eurotiomycetes; Eurotiales; Aspergillaceae. The record is from RefSeq and is a predicted model, not a curated record.